Messenger RNA from Ilex paraguariensis (yerba mate), 507 nucleotides. NCBI's taxonomy places the organism in Eukaryota, Viridiplantae, Streptophyta, Magnoliopsida, Aquifoliales, Aquifoliaceae. The record is from the annotation of a GenBank genome assembly.
AUGUCUUCGAGUGAUAAAACUCCAGGACCGAUGCCGCCGGGAGAUGGGUCGGUGCCGCCGGGGAAGCCGAUGACGAUGGGGCAGCAAAUGCUGGACAAAGGAGCUCAGAUGAUGCAGUCACUGAAGCCCAUAAAGAAGAUGAGCCAGCAUGUUUGCACAUUUGCUUUGUACAGCCAUGACAUGACUCGCCAGAUCGAGACUCACCACUACGUGACUCGGAUCAGCCAGGACUUCCUCCAGUGUGCCGUUUACGAUUCCGACGACUCCGCCGGCCGUCUUAUUGGAGUGGAGUACAUAGUAUCAGACAAAAUCUUUGAAACUCUACCACCCGAGGAGCAGAAGCUCUGGCAUUCCCAUGCUUACGAGAUCUCAUCAGGCCUUUGGGUAAAUCCACGUGUUCCAGAGUUGAUUCAGAGGAUUGAACUCCAAGAUCUUGUUAGAACUUAUGGCAAGUUCUGGUGCACAUGGCAAGUUGAUAGAGGUAAUCCAUAUCACCUUGUCUAUUAA